AUUUAUUUCUAAGAGGAAUUAUUUUUAAAUAAAUUUAUGUUUCGAAACAUGUUUUGAAGAAAGUUUAAAAUAUUAUUUAAGAUAUACCACAAAGUUUAAGGUUUACUUUAGUGGUGAUACUGUAAAAUUGAGUCCUAAUCAUCAUGGUUUGUUUCAUUUGCUUUCAAAGACUUGAACAAGGUUGUUUAAAUGUGAACUCUCAACCCCUUAAAGCCUUCCAUAUUUUACUAUAAUUAUCACUUAUCACUAAUUCACUUAAGAAAUAGUUACUCAACCACAUAAGGUAAGUUUGUUUAUAUAUAUGUAUGUAUGCAUGUAUGCAUGUAUAUGUAUACAUAUGUGUGUAUAUAUAUAUAUACACAUAUAUAUUUCUAAGUUAGAACUGAGGGAAAAUUAUCGAGACUUCUAACUCCUUAGAUUAGCUUAGUAGAAGUAAAAUUUUUAGAAUUAUAUUUAGAGUUUGGACCUAAAACUGGGCUUUCUAAGAUUCUUUCACUUUAAACCUCUUUUCUGAGCCUCAUGUCUGCUUUAAUACCCUUAAAAAGCUUUAAUGAUUCUUAUAUUUCAAAACAUGAACUUAUUUUAAAGGAUAGAUCUGAUCCUGGUGGUAGGUGAGACUGGUCUCUAAAUGUUGAGUUUGUGUGUCAGUGGUCACCCAGGGCUCAUACCAAAGGAGUAGUAGUGGAAUCUAAAGUCUAAAAUAGCCAUUGCCUUCCACCUCCCCCACCAAAAAAAAAAAAACAGAUUUGUAGUAAAAUGUCAUUUUAAACUGUUGAAGGUGACUUUUGUAAAAUACAGAAGAACAUGUUUGGGUAAAGUUCCAAAGAGCUGCUUUGGUGAUGCAGCCAUGUGAAAUGUGCUGUAUUCUCAUGGUAAGAGAGUCUGAGAAUGUUAGUUUAUGAACAGAAAUUCCAUGUUCAUAAAUUUUAAACAAGCUAAUUAAUUCAACUAAAAAUUACUCCAUCUGGACUGUGUGUGUGUUUUCCGUAUUCCUUGUUAUAGCUUUUUAAUAAAGCUAACCUCUGUUUUAUUAUCAGGUGACACUUUGCAAUUUUAAAAUGUAUGUGGAAAGUUGCCCUGACAGAAAAGAAAAUCCUUACUCUUGCUCAAAAUAUUCACUUAUUGUCAAAAAUUUUUUAACAAAUAAAGUAAAAUAAUUAGAAUAAAUAUCACUAUAAUAAGUAAAUUUAUUUAAAUAAAACCACCAUGAGCUCAAAUACUCUAAUUCCAAAGUCAUUCAUUCAGUGUAAAAUAGGUCCAUAGAUAAGGAAGUAAUACAGCCUACUAGAAUAUCCCUUUGUGACUUUAUAUGGAAGAAUAAAUAAACAUUCCCCUAAUGACUUUUAAGAAUGAGUUAUGUACUAUAUUGAGUGUGACAUAAGCCAAGUAAUUUUGGGAUAUGAAGAAGAGGAUAGAGUAAAUCAUGCCUUGGCUACAUGAUAGAGACAGUUUUAUUUUGAACGAUUGAAUACUUCUUAAGGUAGUUGGAAGAGUAAAAAAUUAUUUUUAUAAAGAAAGCGUUACAGGGGGAAGAAAUGUUUGAGCAUUACUACAAAAUUGCACAAUUUUACAAGACAGUUUUCAACAGUAUGGAUGUUCUCUAAUAUGUUAUAUGAAACAGCAUUAAUUAUGUAGAAAUGUUGAGGAAAAUAAGAAUCAAAAGAAGUUUAGAAAUUAUUUCACGUCAUAGCUAAUGAAGAGGAUGAAUUUUUGAAAUCGGUAGAUGAUAAACUCUCUGAAGGCAAUACCUGUGUCUUAUUCAUUAUUGUAUCACCAAUGACAAGGGCAGUACAUAGCACAAGGCAAGAGUUCAAUGUAUGUUUGUUGAAUGGUGAAAUGAAUGUACCAAUAUAUGUAGGUGUGUAUAAAAAUCCAACAUGAUAUGUCUAAUAAUUUGGAAACAAGAAAAAGAUACCUUAAAGGAAGACUUAUAAUUUAAGAUAUUAAAUAUAUUAACAUAAAAACAUAGCUUGUUCAGUUAGGCACACGAUUAUUACUGUAGCUGGUUGGACUGAAGCAGCAGAGGCUGCAGUUUCCUAGUGCGGUCUCUGGGCGCCGCUGUUGGCCAGAGUGAUAAACUCGGCACCGGCGAUCGCCUCGCGCAACCGCAGAGCUCUUUACCCAACUCAGACGCGCUAAAGCAAGCCUUUACACCGCUUCCUCCUCUGGAAAAGAAGAAAGCCUGACCCCGUGCAAAAACUAAAGCCUGUUCGGAGCUCCCGACAUCUGCAACGCAGGGAUUAUUUGUCAUCCACGCCUCCAGGCCGGUGAGCAAGCUGAGGGGAGCAAGAGGGAUGGGGAGCGGCGCUGGGGACAGGGGCUGGGCUGAGAGACGGCCAGUGCUCUUUCUCUUCCUGCUGUCUUUGUUCUGCCCGGCGGCGCUCUCUGAGCAGAUCCGCUACAAGAUCCCCGAGGAACUGCCCGAGGGCUCCGUGGUGGGGAACCUCGCCAAGGACCUGGGACUCAGUGUCGGCGAGUUACCGACUCGAAAACUGCGCAUCAGUUCGGAGAAGCCUUAUUUCAGUGUGAGCUCAGAGCGCGGGGAGUUACUUGUGAGCAGUAGAGUGGACCGGGAGCAGAUAUGCGGGAAGAAGCCGGCUUGUGCUCUGGAAUUUGAGGCUGUUGCUGAAAAUCCAUUGAACUUUUAUCACGUGAAUGUGGAGAUCGAGGAUAUUAAUGACCACACGCCAAAAUUCAUGCAAAAUUCCUUUGAGCUGCAAAUAAGUGAGUCCACACUGCCUGGCAUGCGAUUUAUAUUAGAAGUAGCGGAAGAUGCAGAUAUUGGCUUAAACUCUCUCCAGAAUUAUAAACUCUCUCUUAGCUCUAGUUUCUCAUUGAUAAAUAAGGAGAAACAAGAUGGUAGUAAAUACCCGGAGCUGAUAUUGGAGAAACCUUUAGACCGGGAACAACUAAGUUAUCAUAAUUUGAUCCUCACUGCCUUGGACGGCGGAGAUCCACCGCUAAGCGGCACCACUGAGCUCCGGGUCCAGGUCACUGAUGCCAAUGAUAAUCGUCCUAUCUUCAACCAGGACAUAUACAGAGUCAGCCUUCGAGAAAACGUGCCCCUAGGCACCACUGUGCUGCAGGUGUCAGCCACCGACCUGGACGAGGGCGUCAACUCAGAAAUCACUUAUUCAUUCUACAGGACCGGGCAAAUCUUCCGUCUGAAUUCAAAGAGCGGAGAAAUUACCACUUUAAGGACACUGGAUUUCGAAGAAAUCAAGGAAUAUUCUAUUGUGGUGGAAGCAAGGGAUGGUGGAGGACUGGUUGCACAAUGUACAGUUGAAAUUAACAUUCAAGAUGAAAAUGACAACAGCCCGGAAAUUGCUAUCCAUUCUCUACCAGAAAUGAUUCUGGAAAACGCAGUGCCGAGAACACUAAUUGCUUUGAUCAGAAUAAAUGACCGAGAUUCCGGGGAGAAUGGGGAGGUAUAUUGUCGAUUAGACGGUGAUGUACCUUUUCAGAUAAUUUCUUCGUCUAAAAAUUCAUAUAAGUUGGUAACAGACGGGCCCCUGGACCGGGAACAGACCCCAGAGUACAACGUCACCAUCACAGCCACCGACAAAGGCAAGCCGCCCCUCUCCUCCAGCAUUACCAUUACCCUGCACAUCACCGACGUCAACGACAACGCUCCGGUUUUCCAGCAGUCAGCCUACCUGGUCCACGUGCCAGAAAACAAUCCGCCUGGUGCUUCCAUAGCGCAGGUCAGCGCCUCUGACUCCGACCUGGGACCCAACGGCCACGUCUCCUACUCCAUCGUGGCCAGCGACCUGGAGCCGCGGGCGCUGUCGUCCUACGUGUCCGUGAGCGCGCAGAGCGGCGUGGUGUUCGCGCAGCGCGCCUUCGACCACGAGCAGCUGCGCGCCUUCGAGCUGACGCUGCAGGCCCGCGACCAGGGCUCGCCCGCGCUCAGCGCCAACGUGAGCCUGCGCGUGUUGGUGGGCGACCGCAACGACAACGCGCCUAGGGUGCUGUACCCGACGCUGGGGCCCGACGGCUCGGCGCUCUUCGACACGGUGCCGCGCGCCGCGCAGCCCGGCUACCUGGUCACCAAGGUGGUGGCGGUGGACGCGGACUCGGGACACAACGCCUGGCUGUCCUACCACGUGCUGCAGGCCAGCGAGCCCGGACUGUUCAGCUUGGGGCUGCGCACGGGCGAGGUGCGCACGGCGGGGGACAGGGACGCUGCCCGCCAGCGCCUGCUGGUCGCUGUGCGCGAUGGGGGACAGCCACCCCUCUCGGCCACCGCCACGCUGCACCUGAUUUUCGCAGACAGCCUACAGGAGGCUCUGCCAGACUUCAGUGACCGCACCGAGCCCUCUGACCCCCAGGCUGAGCUACAGUUUUACCUAGUGGUGGCCUUGGCCUUGAUUUCAGUGCUCUUCCUCCUCGCGGUGAUUCUGGCGGUUGCCCUGCGCCUCAGACGCUCCUCCAGCCCCACCACCUGGGGCUGCUUUCAGCCUGGUCUUUGUGUCAAGUCUGGACCCGUGGUUCUCCCCAGCUAUAACGAAGGGACUUUACCUUAUUCCUACAAUCUGCGCGUUGCCCAUGCUGGAAAGACAGAGUUUAAUUUUCUAAAAUGUAACGAACAAUUGAGUUCAGGACAAGAUAAACUUUGCGCUGAAUCGUCUGGGGCCUUAUUUCCAUUUUGUAAUUCCAGUGAGUCAACUUCCCAUCCUGAAACACUAACAGCGGUGAGUUGCAUUUAAGUGCCUCGUCCUUUUCAUUAUCUACCCAACUUUCCAUAUUUAUAUGAAAAUAUAUUACAUUUCUAAGUAUAAUGAGUUGUCUUAGGGAUAUUUAGCCUGUCAGAAAGCUAUACUUCCGUUCUUCAACGGGAUGGUGAAUUGGGGGUGUCAUACAUAUUUAUGUGCCAUAACAUACAGUUAUCUUACCAAGUUUGGAUUUACAAAGUAGUGAGAGUGUGCUCUUUGCUUCACAGCAAAAGUUUUGUACAAAUUCCUUGCCUUUUUUCAAAUCUCCUGAGGUUUAAUCAUUGUCUCAUUCUUUAUUUAUUUAAAUUUUUAUUAUAUGUAAGUAAACAUUAAAUUUAAGUAGGCGAUCGUUGAAUUGACCCUUUAUAGCAUAAAAACUACUACUAGAUAUUAUCCUUCACUAAUUUCACUGGUACAGUUUCUAUCCCUUUCUUAUAUUUAUUCUUCAUACCUAGUUCCUUAUGUCAACAUAUUCAUGAUUCUUUGAAUCCCUUAUAAUCGUAAGAAAAAUAAUCUCUGUGUGUUUUGUGUAUAUGAGCAGGAGAAAGAGACAGGGAGACAGAGAAAAGGAUACAAAUAGAGGCAAAGACAGAGAAACACUCUACAAACUCACCAGAAGGUUGAAAUCCUUAUUUAAGUUCUAUCAUGCUGUCUUGAAUGCAAAAU
Molecule: messenger RNA, 5381 nt
Organism: Pteropus alecto (black flying fox)
Lineage: Eukaryota; Metazoa; Chordata; Mammalia; Chiroptera; Pteropodidae
Product: protocadherin gamma-B5
Biological process (GO): homophilic cell-cell adhesion
Cellular component (GO): plasma membrane
Molecular function (GO): calcium ion binding
Source: RefSeq, a predicted model, not a curated record